This is a messenger RNA of Dimorphilus gyrociliatus, 769 nucleotides long. Lineage: Eukaryota; Metazoa; Annelida; Polychaeta; Dinophilidae. The record is from the annotation of a GenBank genome assembly.
AAUGCUUCGUUUAGUUAAUUUAUUAUACUAUCUAGUCCAAAUAGUUCUUAUCUGUGAUUACGUUAAGCGCUCAACUUCUCAUGGGAGCCUUCCUGAUGAAGAACCCUUAAAACUUCAAUUGGAUGAUUAUCAUCGUUUCACUUGUCAAGAGUCUACUCUCAAAAUCAAGUGUUAUCCAGAUGAGGGAAAUUUUAUGGUAAUUGAAAGCGCCGUCUAUGGGAGGAGGAAAGAAGAAAUAUGUAAUCCUCAAAAAUUCCAAACAUGCUACGAUCCUAAUGCAAUAGCAUCUGUUCAAAGAUUAUGCUUUGGAACAACCUAUUGCGAAGUUCCGGUAAACGAUAGGGAAUUUUCCAAUCCCUGCCUACCGGACAUUGAAAAGUACUUAGAAACUGAACAUCAAUGCGCUGACGAUUUUAUCUAUAUGUGUAGUGGAAAAGACAAGGUCGUACGAAUAGAUGAACCCAAAACUGGUUACAUAACAACAUUUAAUUAUCCAAAGGGAAUGCCCCCUAGAUCCUCGUGCAAAUUAGAUUUAAGGACAAACCCUGGACAACAUUUACAAGUUCAAAUUUUACAUAUGCCAGAUGAGGCGAAUGCCAAUCAAUGCAGCACUCUUGUUAUAGAGGAUAUUGACAACAACGAUAGGAGAUUAAGCGUUCCAUCGUGUAAUCGAACGGAUGAGCAAACCGACGGUAUCUUCAAACAUUUAAGAGUUGAUUAUCAAGGAGGAACAAGGAGGAGAGGAUUUCUUAUCAAGUAUACAGGUUAA